This is a messenger RNA of Cyclospora cayetanensis, 1455 nucleotides long. RefSeq names its product chromatin modification-related protein eaf-1-like. The record is from RefSeq and is a predicted model, not a curated record. The transcript is spliced from 9 exons. The coding region runs from base 1 to 1455 and encodes 484 amino acids. NCBI's taxonomy places the organism in Eukaryota, Apicomplexa, Conoidasida, Eucoccidiorida, Eimeriidae.
AUGAGGGCUUUUCUGGCUCCAAAGGGUGACACAGGGAGCAGCGCACAAAAUACACGCAGCACUACAGGGGUCCUCGGGUGCGCAAGCAGCGCUUUAGGAGUUUUCCACUACGGCAGUUUCUCUGAGAGGGGAACAGCUGUGCUGCCGGUGCUUCUCUGCCUCAGUGUAGCCGCGUUUGUCUGCGUGGCAGCACCAGGAGCCCAAACACGCUGGCCCCGACGCCUCUCCGCAACAGUUGCACCGGCAACAACGGCAGCUGCGGCAGCCGCCGCAGCAGUAGCAGCAGCAGCAGCAAAAGAUUCAGCAGCAACACAGCAGCAGCAACAGCAGCAGCUGCAGCAGCAGCAACAACAGCUGCAGCAGCAGCAGUCUCACCACCUCCAUGAGGCGUAUGCAGCAGCAGCAGAGCGGAGCAUGUGGCUGGUGAGCGACACGGUGUACAUACACCCGGAGCAGGAGACGCAGCGGCUCCUGGAGAUGUGGCAACAGUUUGCCGCCGCUCUCAGGGAGGCACAGGCGCAUCAGCAACGGGAGGCGAAACACAGGCAGGAACACAUGCAGCAGCAGCAACAGCAGCACAAGCAACAGCACGAGGCAGAACUGCAUCGAUCGGAGCUCCCGCAGCAUCAACAACAGCCUAACGAAGAGCAUCAAGAGCAACAGCAGGAGGACGAAGUAGAGCAGCAGCAGCAGCAAGAGGAGCAGCAGCAGGAGGAGCAGCAGCAAGAGGAGCAGCAGCAAGAGGAGCAGCAGCAGGAGGAGCAGCAGCAAGAGGAAUUGCAGCAAGGGGAGCAGCAACAGCAAGAGCAGCAGCAGCAAGAGCAACACCAGCUUCGUUCUUCUGCUGCAACUUUGUCAUGCGCCGCCGCAGCAGGAGCAGCAGCAGGAGCAGCAGGAGCAGCAGCAGCAGCAGCAGCAGCAGCAGCAGCAGGAGGAGGAUCGGCAGCUUCGAGACUAGCAGCUCUCGAGGAGAAGAAGCGAGCAGCCUUAUGGCCUCCCCGUUUGCCUCGUGCGUGGAGGGGCCCUCGUGGACCGAGGGGCCGUCCAGCGGUGCUUUUGACUUCGCUGCCUAAUCUGAGGGUGAAUUUCUUGAGGCAGCUUCUGCUGCAGCACUUCGCAAAGUGGAGGGCGCCUCCUACCGCCUUGUUUUUGAGCGUAUGCCCCUCGAGCGGCCGCUGCGGCGGCUGGGGAGCAGUGCUGCUCGCUUCGCUCGACGCCCUUCGGCAGUUUCUGCGUAUCCCCCUGUUUACGUGGACGGUAGAGGAUGCGGCGGCUACCCUCUCUGCGCUCCGACAGAAGCCCACAGCAGCAGAAGCAACGGCUGCCUCGUCGACGGCGCAUGCAGCGGUGCUGCCUGACGCUAGAAGCGAACGUGGAAAGGGAGAAAGAUCCGUUCAGCUGCAUUUGCUGCUGUGGCCAGAGGGGCAGCUUCGUCUGGAUGCGCGCAGUCUGUAA